UUUCCCCUCGUCCGUGACCCCCUUCGGCCGGGCCGGCGGCGGGUGGAUUCGCCGCACAACUUUUUGGGAGGGAAAAGAACGUCUGGUAGUUGUGAAGUGAGUGCACUGGAAGACCCACCAUCACACUUCACCCCGCACAGACAAUCUGCUUCAUCUUGGUUCAUCAUCAUUCCAAGAUAGUGGUGUCCUUGGGGCUCUCUCUUAACACUGACAUGGUACAGAAGAUUUAAAAUCAGCUGAUGUUCACAAGGAAUAGAGUCACGUGAUGUAUGAAGGCAAACACAUACACUUCUCUGAGGUUGACAAUAAGCCCUUGUGCUCAUAUAGCCCCAAACUGUGCAAGCAGAGGCGACUUAACGGCUACGCCUUCUGUAUCAGACACGUUCUGGAGGACAAGACUGCCCCCUUCAAGCAAUGUGAAUAUGUGGCCAAGUACAACAGCCAACGCUGCACCAACCCCAUCCCCAAGUCUGAGGACCGUAGGUACUGCAACAGCCACCUGCAGGUACUUGGCUUUAUACCGAAAAAGGAGAGGAAGAAAAAGAAUGAUCCCAUAGAGGAGGUAAAGGUCAGGCAUCAGAUGGAUGCUAUGGCCUUCGGUCUAACAGUGCCCACCCUGGCCUUGAAGAUGCCCAAUGGGCUGGAUGGGAUGUCCCUCUCCCCUCCAGGGGCAAGGCUUCCUCUCCACUACCUGGAGGCAGAAUUAGAAGACCCCUUUGCUUUCAAUGAGGAGGAUGAUGACCUAAAGAAAGGGGCAACGGUGAAGAAAAAGUUGCAGAGCAAGUUGGCUCACAACCGGCAGCGCCAGAGAGAGACAGAGAUUUUAAAAGUUCGCCAAGAGCACUUUAGCCCCAUUCCUGCACCUUUGCAGCAGCAGCCUCUGCAGCAGCAGCACUCCCAUCUGCCACCUUCAUCAGCUUCGUUAAAGCCGACAGGGCUACCGCAGGGCAUAGUCUGCAAGUCACCUCAACCUCUGAACACCAGCCUACCAAUGCAGGGAGUGGCACCCACCACACACACUAUAGCACAAGCACGGCAGUUGUCUAACAAGAGACCUCUGCCUCUCCUGCCACCCGCCAGGGCUCCUGUCACGGACCCGCCAAGGACUGACCGGGUCCUCAUGAAAGCCACAGCCUUCUCUCCACACUCGUCCUGCAUGAGCCGGCUCCAGAGACUGGUGAAACUGUGCACUCGAAAACAGCAGCUGGACACUGAUCUGUUUCCUCACUUAGGGCUGGAUUGGUCUGAAGACAGUGGAGAAGAGUUGGAGGAUUCAGAGCAAACCUCCCCUUACCAGGUUGCGUGGUCUAUCCGAGAAAGCCUCGGCUAUGAGAGACCUGAGUCCGAUGAUGACAAUGCAGAUGACAGGAGUUCCAGGGUGACCAGACUUUGCACUUACUUUCAGCAGAAAUACAAGCACCUCUGCCGCCUGGAGCGGGCAGAAUCCCGCCAGAAGAAAUGCCGGCACACGCUCCGGAAAGCCUUGCUGCAGGCGGCCAGCAGAGAGCCCGAGCGCGCGGGGCAGCUCCUGCAGGAACUCCGGAGAGCUGCGUGUGCUUGUACCAGCACAAGCCAAGCAAGGCAGAGAGAUGCAGAACCAACAACCUGCAGUGGGACUUCGAAGGGAGAGCAGUGCACUAACAAGGCCCUUCCAUUCACCAGGCACUGUUUUCAGCAUAUCUUAUUGAACCGUUCUCAGCAGCUCUUCUCGAGUUGCACAGCCAAGUUUGCAGAUGGUCAGCAGUGCUCUGUGCCAGUUUUUGACAUUACACAUCAGACACCUCUGUGUGAAGAACAUGCCAAAAAAAUGGAUAAUUUCUUGAGAGGGGACAGCUCCCGUAAAGUUCAGCACCAGCAGCAGAGGAAACCCAGGAAAAAAACGAAGCCACCUGCACUUACCAAAAAACACAAGAAGAAGAGAAGGCGAGGCCCACGCCGGCCCCAGAAGCCCAUUCCUCCUGCAGUGCCCCAAGGGAACCUCACCAUGCCUGCCAGUGUCUCACUGCCAGUAGAGAUACCCCACAUACGGAGCCCCUCCACACCAGAGCUCAGUGCCGAUGAGCUGCCUGAUGAUAUCGCCAAUGAAAUCACAGACAUUCCACAUGACUUGGAAUUGAAUCAGGAGGACUUCUCUGAUGUCCUGCCGCGGCUGCCCGAUGACUUGCAAGAUUUUGAUUUCUUUGAAGGUAAAAAUGGAGAUCUUCUUCCAACCACAGAAGAGGCUGAAGAACUGGAACGGGCCCUACAGGCUGUAACUUCUCUUGAGUGCCUGAGUACCAUUGGAGUACUUACACAGACAGAUGGUGUGCCAGUUCAGGAGCUGUCAGAUAGAGCGAUAGGGGUGUUCUCUACAGGUGCUGGAGCUCCAGGAAUGCAGUCCUUGAGUCGAGAUGUUAACACGGAUCUGGGGGAGCUGUUGAAUGGGCGUAUAGUACACGAUAAUUUCUCCGGUCUGGAGCUGGAUGAGAACUUGCUCCGUUCUGCUACCUUGUCCAACCCACCUACGCCCCUGGCAGGGCAGAUCCAGGGGCAGUUCUCAGCCCCAGCCAACGUUGGCCUUACUUCUGCCACUCUGAUAAGCCAGAGUGGCCUUGGGGAGAGAGCCUUCCCGGGACAGUUUCAUGGACUUCAUGAUGGCAGCCAUGCCUCCCAGAGGCCCCACCCUGCCCAGCUGCUGAGCAAGGCAGAUGACCUGAUCACCUCACGACAGCAAUACAGCAGUGACCAUUCACACUCCUCACCCCAUGGAAGCCAUUAUGAUAGUGAGCAUGUGCCGUCUCCCUACAGUGACCAUAUCACAUCCCCUCACACCACAUCCUUUUCUGGUGAUAACUUGGCAGCUACCUUCUCAGCAGAGAUGCCCAUGAUGGCACAGCACUUGCUCCCAACACAGCUGGAUGUGCCACUUAGCGGGGUGGUCAACCCCAGAACUCACUGGGGAAAUCUUCCUGUCAAUCUUGGGGACCCCUCUCCGUUUAGCAACCUUCUUGGUGCAGAUGGACACCUCCUGUCCACCUCCCUGUCCACACCACCUACCACCUCGCACUCAGAGACCACACAGCCUGCCUUCGCCACUGUGACCCCCAACAGCUCCAGUGUGCUUCCGGGGUUACCACAGACCAGUUUCAGUGGCAUGGGUCCUGCCUCCGCUGAACUCAUGGGCUCCACCUCCCCUAAACAACAGCUCCCUCAGUUCAGCGCAGCCUUUGGGCACCAGCUGAGCUCCCACAGUGGCAUUCCCAAGGACCUGCAGCCCAGCCACAGCUCCAUAGCUCCUCCCACGGGCUUCGCAGUGACCGGUGCCACCGCUACCAGUACCAAUAACGCAUCUGCACCCUUCACCACCUCCAACUGAGCUUGUCUGCCUGGCUCCCUGCAGGAGAAAUACCAGUGCAUCACUAUUGUGUUUCAUUUUAACAUACUUUGUGGAGGAUGGAUGUUUUUAUUGAAGAUGUCUGUAACCCGUCUAACUUAUUUAAUGUGAGAAGCCUUCAUUGGAAUCUAUCGUCUGUUUGUUUCCAACAAGUUCAAGUUUCUGCAACUGUUUUUUCACCAACACGUUAAAUAAUUCCCUUCUUAUUUUAUGCCUGAGGUUUUAAAAUUUAGGUUUGUUUUUUGGCUAUUUUCCCUCCAAUUCCCAAAAAUAUUUAUCUGCAAGUGGAGCAGAACAGAUGUCAGAAGCUCAACCAAUAUCUUUUUUGCAGUUCAGGGUAAAUAUAUUUACCCUAGACUUAAUAAAAGAAGGUGGCAAAUGGACAAUCUGAAGUGCUUAGAGGGAAUGCUCUCUCUUUUUAAGGCUGUCUCCGAGAAGUUUGUGUUUGGUGUCAUUUUAAAGGUAGCUUGAUCAUGCUUUGAUAUCAGAAACAGCCUUGUAACAAAGAGCCUCAUACAGUUGUUCGGUCACUAGAGUUUAAAAUGUAAACAAGUUGCAGUGGGAAAGCAAAGGUGAGGCAGUGUAUUUUGAACCAGUGAAUUGUAGCUUGCAAAUGUACCUGAUUUUGAAGUAACUGCAUGGUAGCAAGGAUUAGCAGUCUCUUACACCCCUUCCUUCUUCCCUCUCAUAUCUGACACACGUGUUCAGCAUACCAUACAUUGGGAAAAAUAAGCAACUUCCUCCAGCAACGCUAAUCCACUUAAUGACUGCUUAAAGGGAACAUACAAACGGGCACUGCCACGUCCCGUCUCAUGGUAUUAGCUGGAAGCCUGGCUAAUACGCACAAACAGCCCAGCCCAGCCCAGCUUGCUUCUGUGGAUGUGUCGCUUGGGGAGAGUGUGGUGCACAGAGGUGCCCCAGAAGAAGGGCUCCUUCCUUCAGGAUCCCUGGCAGCAGUGGCACCUCGCACCACUGCUUCUAGUGCUGGAGGCGCACGGACAGCAUUCCAGGGGCGGGGAGGAAAGCUUGUGUUUGUACUUUCCCUUUAAAUAGGAAAGGUUGGCUCACAUGUUCCUCAUACUUCUCAAUGAAUGUACUGUAUUACCAUUAAAAAAAAAAAAAAAUCAAUUAAAUGAUAAUAGAUUGGUCUCCUUUUGUUAUCUGGUCCUUGUUUAAUUUGUUUAAGGGUUUUUGUAUACAAAAGUUUACAUUUUUAUGUAUAUUUUUCUUGUGUAAAAACUGAUGUAAUAUGUGUAUAAAACACUGUAUGUAUUAUCUGUAUAUAGUGUGACAAAAUGAUUUUCUUUCUUUCUUUUGGAUGUAUUAAUAAAUCUUGCUGUGAAGUAGCUGUGUUUACUAUGAUGAAACCCUCUUCUCCAAGCCAUUUUGCCAAGUCCAAGAUGUAUGGAUAUUGCCCAGGAUGAAAUCUACUCCAUAAAGUGAUUUUCUUUUAAAACAUAUCGUAAGUACAGUUAUUAAACUGUCCUUUGCUUAGAUUGCUGUAGAGUCUGAGUCGGCUCUUGCUUAUUCUCUGUUGCUUUCUAAUGACAUUAGCUAAUUAGUUUUGCUAACAACCUGGGGUCUUUAAUCUCAGUCCUGGUUCUAAUUAUAGUGCUUUCUAGCUCUGGAUCCCUGGUCUGGAGUCCAGAUCCUCUUCAUCCUGUUUUCCAGUUUGAGGAAGUAUAAUUUAAGGGGUAUAGAAUAGAAUUUUCUCUUGUAUGUUGUUAUGUUUUCUGAGAUUUAAAAAAUAUA
This is a messenger RNA of Vidua macroura (Pin-tailed whydah), 5125 nucleotides long. RefSeq names its product INO80 complex subunit D (gene INO80D). The record is from RefSeq and is a predicted model, not a curated record. The coding region runs from base 266 to 3355 and encodes 1029 amino acids. Gene Ontology annotation, cellular component: nucleus. NCBI's taxonomy places the organism in Eukaryota, Metazoa, Chordata, Aves, Passeriformes, Viduidae. The transcript has 13 exons.